AUGGGGGAGACCCCGCCGAGGUGGAGGAGAGCCCAGGAGGCAGUGCAGGACGCCCGGGGAAUGGAGAGCAGCGGGAUGGUCUUGCCCCGAAGUGCCGCUGCUGAACUGGGACUUCCAGGCUGCCCGGAACCCGGCAAGCUGAGCUAUGGAACGGAGAAGGGGUGUUCCUGGAGGGGCUCCGAGGGAUGCUUGGGGCCGGGUCAGGAGCUUGCCGGUGGCCAGCUGGGCUGCCCCUACCCGCCGGCCCCACCGUGCCUGCGGGACGCCUUGUGCCGCCCCAAGGAUGGAGCUGAGCUCCCGCCGCUGCUGCCACCCAGGAACGGGCAGCCCAAGGCAGGCUGGGCUGAGCCCUGCAAGGAGCACCCGGGGCCACGGUGGGCUGAGGCCGUGCUGGCCCCCCUGGCCCUCUACAGCCACGCUUACCACCGCUACCCCUUGCCCUUCCCGGGGCUGGAGAGCCAGCGCCCCAGCACCGCCGGCAAGCCUCGCACCACUGUAGGAGAUGGGGCCAGUGACCCCCUGGCUUUCCGCCACUGCCCCUUCCUCCUGUCCUCGCUGCUGCCCGCCGGACCCCCAGCCGACCCCCCGUUUGGUGGGGGGGGGCCGGAGGGACCGGGGGCGAUGGGCGACGGGCGCUUCGCCGGCAUGGACUGGCGCCUGGGCUCCUACGUGCCCGCCUGGGGCCAGCCGCUCUACCUGGGGCUCCCGCCAAGGUGCAAGGCGGCUCCGACCCCCUUCGAUGACUGCUCCGGCUCAGGGAACAAGGAGUUUUACCCGAAGAAGGAGCCUGGCUUCCACCCCCCAGCCAAGGACCAAGCGCCAUCACAACUGCUGGGCAAGGGGCAGGACAGAGAUGGGGAAGGGGAACCGGUGGUGCCGGAGCUGCCGGGAGCCCCGUGGAGGGAUGGCCGAGCAGGGGCCAGCUCGGUGGUGCCCGCUCCCCAUGCCCGCACGCCUCCCCCCAGCACCAGCCACCCCCUCUUCCUCCUGCAGCCCGGCGCAGCGGGGGGCUGCGGGGGUCCCUGGGUGGGCACGCGGCCCCACGCCGCUGAUUUCCCCCCAGAACCGGGGCCAGGACGGCCCUCUGAACCCAAAGAUGAGCGCCUGGCAUACCAAAGCCUCCAGCCCAGCUCGCCGCUGGGACCAGAGGAGCCCAACCCAUCGCCUCCGCUUACGGACGGGCAAUACCCGAUGGCCCUUGCCAAGCCGGAGCCGCCCCCGGCUUGCCUUUGCACCACACCGGGUUGCGAUGGGUGCCCGGGGGUGGGCUGUGGGGUGCUCGGCCCUUUUGAGCCCACCCUGGGCAACCCUGGGGGCCGUUUUCCAUGCCCACCCACCAACCACACCAAGCUAAAGAAGACCUGGCUGACACGGCACUCGGAGCAGUCGCUGCCGCGCUGCAAGGCUCCCCGGCGGGACGGUGGCCUGGAGCUGGCUGGUGAGGGCAAACGCUCGGCCAAGCGCCCGCACGGCACAGCCGACGGACCCCGGGCUGCCGGCGAGGGUGCCGGGGCAGCCAAACGGGGCGCGAAGGCCACCGAGCACAUGGCCGCGGCAUGCCUGGGUGAUGGCACAGAGAGUGGAGGGGACCCGGAGGAGAGGAGGAUGGAGCUGGGAGAGGGAGACUCGCCGAGCCAUGCUGGCCCGGAGCUGCGGGAGCCGUGGUGCCUGCAGAGCGUGCCCUGCACCGACCUGCCCGAGAGCAUCCCCCGGUGCUGUGCCUGUGCCACCCGGGCCACGGGGGACCCCAAGGGCGAGGAGGAGGAGGAGGAGGAGGAUUCCCCUGAGAGCACCUGCAGACUGCUGCAUUUCCGUAGGUUUGCCUUCAGGGAUGGCGGAGAGCUGGGUGUCGAUGGCUUCUGCACCCUGGGGGAGACGGAGGGGGACACGCUGCGGCUGGAGGCAGCCGGCCCCGAGCGAGGGAACAGGAGCGCAGGCAGGAGCCUCUGCCUGGCCAAAUACUUGCUGGGGGUCCUGGGGGACCCCUUCUGCGAGGCCGUCCGCAGGGACAGGGACGUGUGGCCGGGAGCCCCCGGCAGGCCCGAGGAGGGUCCGGCGCGGCCACCUGAGUGCAUCCCUGGGCAAGACCACCACGUCGCGUCCCUCGUCCCCACGCAGUUCGUCCCCACUCGCGUCCUGACCCGGCUCUGGAAGCAGCUGCACGAGGUUCGGGUCAAGUUUGGCAUCGAGUCGCGUUGUCCCUGCGGGGAGGGGGCUGCGGAGCGGAGCCCGGCGGAGCCCCCGGGGAGCAGGCAGGAGCCGAUGGGGACUACGGUGCCCACCCCCCCACCCAGCAGCGAUGGCCAAGCCAACACCUCCCGGCCCAUCAAGGAAGAGAGUCCCGAGGGGGGACCACCAUCACCGGGGCAGCCACCCCCCCGGGGGGCCGUGCAGACCUCCACCCUCUGCGACCUCCUCGCCUCCACCGCCGUCAAGCUGUGCCUGGGGCAGGACGGGGUGCGCAUGGCCUUCGCCCCCGUCUCGCCCGCCUUGCCCAGCGACAACCGCCUGACCAGCAUCCUGGACAGCAUCAUCGCCCGUGUGGUGGAGAGGAAGAUCCAGGAGAGGCAAGCGGGGGGCGAGUUGAGCCCCCCCAGCCCCCCUGGUCCUCCCGGCCCCCCCGUCUCCCACUGCAUCCUGGCACCCAGCGGGCUGCUCUGGCUGCACGACCCCGGCCACGCCAGCAACUACAAGCUCUUCCAGGAGCACUGGCGGAGGGGCCAGCCCGUCCUUGUUUCAGGGCUACAGAAGAGGCUGGAGGGGCGGCUGUGGGGGCCAGAAUCCUUCCGUAUGGCUCGGGGGGAGCAGGCGGUGGAGGCGGUGAACCUGCGGGCACCACCGGACCGCAUCAAGAUGAGCAGCCAGGAGUUUUGGGACGGCUUCACCGCCAGCGCGGGUGGUGCCCGGCGGCAUGACGCCCGCAUCCCCAUGUGCGAUGGCAUGCUCCCUCCCGCAGCAUCCCCGGAACCGGAGCAGGGCGGUGGGGACCUGCUGAAGCUGGAGAGUGGCUUUGGCGACAUGGAGGUGUGCCGGGCCACCAACCUGAGUGCCAGCCUGCCGCUGCCGGAGUACUGCGGGCCCACCGGCCACCUCAACCUGGCUGCCUACCUGCGGGGCCAGCGAGGCCGGCGCUGGUUGCGCCCGCGUGUCUGCGUGGCUUAUGGCGUGCAUCCCCAGGACCGGACGAUUGGGACCAAAAACCUGACGGUGGAGGCGACCGACUCCAUCAGCGUCCUGGUGCACACCGCGGCGUGGCUGCCCAAGCGGCCGACGGCACAGCAGGACCUGCUCCUGCAAGCCGACGACGAUGGCGUGGAUGCACUGCUGAAGGAGCGGCUCUGGGAUGCCGGCAGCCGGCCCGGUGCCCUGUGGCACAUCUUCCGUGCCGAGGAUGCUGGCCGCAUCCAGGAUUUCUUGAAGAAGACGUGCAAGGACCAAGGGCAGGAGGGGGUGGCCACGGCGGAGCCCCCCACCCGCUACCUGGACCUCUCGCUGCGGAGGCGGCUGCGCGAGGAUUGCGGGGUGAGCUGUUGGACCCUCUUCCAGUUCCUGGGGGACGCGGUGCUGGUCCCUGCUGGGGCUCCCCACCAGGUGCAGACCCUCACCGCUACCAUCAGCGUGGAGCAGCGGUUCCUUUCGCCGGAGAAUGCCACCCGCCUCUGGGACCACAGCAUCGAUCCCCCUGGGGCUACGCCCCAGCUUCAUGCCCAGUUGGACGGCAUGAUCUUCGCCGCCGUGCGGGAGGCCGUGGGAAUCCUGCAGGGCUGCAAGUGA
This is a messenger RNA of Haliaeetus leucocephalus (bald eagle), 3774 nucleotides long. RefSeq names its product hair growth associated (gene HR). NCBI's taxonomy places the organism in Eukaryota, Metazoa, Chordata, Aves, Accipitriformes, Accipitridae. The record is from RefSeq and is a predicted model, not a curated record. Gene Ontology annotation, molecular function: transcription coregulator activity; chromatin DNA binding; histone H3K9 demethylase activity. The transcript has 17 exons. Gene Ontology annotation, biological process: regulation of transcription by RNA polymerase II. Gene Ontology annotation, cellular component: histone deacetylase complex; chromatin. The coding region runs from base 1 to 3774 and encodes 1257 amino acids.